Messenger RNA from Daldinia decipiens, 2170 nucleotides. RefSeq lists its product as uncharacterized. The transcript is spliced from 3 exons. The coding region runs from base 51 to 1703 and encodes 550 amino acids. Lineage: Eukaryota; Fungi; Ascomycota; Sordariomycetes; Xylariales; Hypoxylaceae. The record is from RefSeq and is a predicted model, not a curated record.
AUGAUAUAUCCCUAAUACUAGGUAUUACCUAGCGACACGAGACGAAUGCCAUGAGCCCCAUAGAGAAAGUAAGCCCAAAAGCAAUUAUAUGGUAUUGUUGCAAUUGCUCAUAUGGGGGGAUGUCCCUAGAGAUCAAUCCAGAAUGCGUAGGUUGCGGGCAAAAAAGAUGCAGCAACUGCGAGGGAGAAAAGGAUCCUUUAUACCAAAAACCCCCCAAAAUCAAGAGGGGCAUGAAUGGUGAGGCUCCCCAUGAUAGCCGCCAUGGAUCUAAGGUGUUACAUGGGUUACAUGGCUAUAAGCCCCAUAGAGCCUCAAUCAUCAACAGAGCCGCACCGCUACAAUUGUCCCCUACCGAGGGUGCCCCGGAGAGCAAUGCUAAGUUAGCGUCUCUAACUCAUUCGACACAGGAUAAGACCAACCUAAUUAGUAGAUUUCAACAAGAUGCCCAAGAUAUCCAAGAUAUCAGUGGGUUGGGACCGGAGACUUGUGUUGGAGAGUGUACACCCCGCAGCAAUCAAGAGGACGAAGAGGACGUCUCUGAAUUAACGGCAUUUGACGUGGUCCCGGAUACGAACGGGGACACGAAUCUCCUCUUCGACUCAGUAUUAUAUCCUGAUUCUGAGGGCCACGCGAGUGCGUUCAGUUGGUCACAAUGCGAAUUGGAAAACGUAGAAGCUUUUGAUCCCGGCGGAAUUGAUCUACUCGAUGGAUUGAAUUUAGAUCUAGCUCUAGAUUCUUUCGAUCCUUUAGAUCCAUUCUCUAAACCUACGAAUUCCCUUGAGCCUCAAAUACCAGCAUUUAUCUCCCCUCCUGACAUCAAUACAAUUAAUCCUGCGCAUUUCCAUGAUGCCUUCCCCUUUGCGGCUCCGUGGACAAGACAUACUAUCCAAUCCCCCGAAUUACACAUGCCAUUCUUUACAUACGAACAGCCCUUCCAUUUACCUAUAGACCCGUUUUCUAAACCUACCCGUCAAUUUCAAGACAUGGAGUCAUUAAUAGACCAAAAGGAAGAAUUGCCUCAUCCCCAAAGCCCUUUGCAUCGCAACAGUGACAAUUGUCAGCCGAGCAUCAAUAAGAGAAAGUUCUACCAGGAAGAUCGGGAAGAUAGACCUGCCCACAAGGCUUUUAGAGCAUGCUCGUCAUGCUCGUCAAUAGCCAGCAGCGAUGAAAAUAGGCCUCUUGCCUGUCUUUUCUACAAGCGUGAUCCGGCGCGACAUGCAAACUGCAUCAAAAAGAAGUUCAAAAACAUCAGCGCUCUAAGGCAGCAUUUAGACAACGAGCAUAAAUUAGGCGUUUAUCACUGCAAAAGCUGCUGGGAUUCCUUCGCUGAUCAAAAGUCCCUCGAUGCGCAUGCCGCAUGCGAACCAACAAACGGUAGUUCUGUUGACCAGCUUCCUCCCAUCCCUAAGGCCAGAGGUCCCAACCCUAACGCCACGUUCAAUAAUAAGUGGUUUUGGACUUGGAAGAAGCUUUUUGGGGAAAAGACUGCUCUACCAGAUUGCCCCUAUUCGCACCCUACUCGGGACAUGGCAGGCCAUCUAUUCAGCCAGCUUCUCCGAGACCUCACGACUCAGGGGAUGGAGCUAGAUAUCCGCGGGUUUGAAGAAGCAAUGUCACAAUGGCUGGCAUCCUACUCGGAGCCUUCGAACGAAUACCCGUUAAUGGAUAUACCCAACGUAUCCAACGCAGCUCAGAAACCGUAGGCACAAUUCCUUUCGAUUCUGGGCACUCAAGUGGUUUCUAUGAAUUUCGAUGGCCGGGCUUCCAGAUUCGAGCCCUACUUAACAGGACGGUCCAUCGCUUAUCCGGAUACUUGCCUACCCGACGCAAUAGAGGGACAACUCUUACUCUCUCGCUCAUACGGAAACUUUAGGUACCUAUCUAUACAACAACAAUGACAGGGGUGACAGUACCUAAUGGAGGAAACUGAGGGGUUUUGGCGUUAUCCUUUAAGCUGCUCAUGAUUUUACUAAAUCACAGCAAAUGCCACAUACCUAGAUAGAGAACGGAAUGAGCAAUGUCUAGGUUACUAUGGGUGUUUGCGAUCAUAUACAGAAUGCUAGGUAGUUAAAGGAGCACUUGUAUUGCACGACAGGACACUUUAUACACCAACAAUUACUCAUGUCAUAGUAUUAUUGUGUUACUCUUUGAGAUUUGUAUCAUAAGCAAG